AGCUAGAAAAAACAAACAAAUUCUAGUUUGCUGUAAUCAUCGAAGAAAUAGGAUUUAAAAGAAGCAAGCGUGACUGCUCAUUAUUUCAUUCCGUUCCAUUCUUCCUCUCCUCUCUCAACCGCCGCAACGAUGUCGACGCCUAGCGCCUCCAUUUCCAGCCCCUCCGCGUCUCUAAUUCCAGUUGAGAAUGGGAAGGAUUUUGCUCCACCGGUUAAGAAAUUCAAAGUUGACAACACUGAUACUGAUUCCGUUCCUAAAGCCAUGGAAUUUACCCCCGCGGAAGCUUUCAAAAUCUGGCACAAAGUGCUUGGAGAAGAAUACAGUGGCAAAGAUGAGGAAGUUAUGAGGUUGGAGAUGUUCACGAAAUCUUACCUGACCACUCCCUCAGGUUAUGGAUGGCGUUGUCCGACUAUGGCUGAUAGAACCGAACAAGAAAUUGAGCGGUUUAGAGAAGAACAUUGUAUUUAUCGGCCGAUUGAUAAUCAUAUAUCCGUGGAAGACAUCAGAUAUUUGAAAGACUUCGAUCCCGCUGCACACCUGCCAGAAGGUUACCUUCGCUAAAGGUAAGGACCAUCCCCCAAGUGGUGCUAGGAGUUUUCUGGUUUUGGCUGAUUGAACCGAAGAAGAAUUUAAUGAGUUUAGAGAAUUUCAUGUGCUCCCUGUUUGAAUUCCAAAUUUAAGUUGUAAGUUUGACCUUUUUUAAUUAAGGUUGAAUAAGUCCUUUUAAAGUGAAUCCAGCUGACAUUCAAGAGCACAAAUGGAUCACCCUUUUAAGGAUUGAGAUCAGCUGAAAUCUAUCUUCUAUCUUUGGAGUUUGUCAUCUUAGCCUACCUCACUUAGUGGGAUAAGACAAGACUUUUGUGGUUGUUCUUAGUAGUCAUGGAACAAGUUAUUAUUUUAAUUUUAUUUUACAUGUUGUGAGACCAUCUAUAUAUACCUUUUACAGUUGGUAGAAUUGGAAAACAAUGAUAAGAAAUCAUUUGAUUGGA
This is a messenger RNA of Lotus japonicus, 989 nucleotides long. RefSeq lists its product as uncharacterized. The record is from RefSeq and is a predicted model, not a curated record. NCBI's taxonomy places the organism in Eukaryota, Viridiplantae, Streptophyta, Magnoliopsida, Fabales, Fabaceae. Bases 130 to 561 code for a protein of 143 amino acids. The transcript has 4 exons.